Protopolystoma xenopodis is the source of this 327-nucleotide messenger RNA. The record is from the annotation of a GenBank genome assembly. NCBI's taxonomy places the organism in Eukaryota, Metazoa, Platyhelminthes, Monogenea, Polystomatidea, Polystomatidae.
CCACCUCGUGUUCUCAGUCAUCGUCGAGGUACUCUCGGUGGAAGCCUUUUUCGCCCAUCAAUUCAAGGUGGGACAAACCAAGCGCUCAUGUGCGUCGGGAUCGAACGACUGGCAAACGAUGCGAAGUUCUUGCAAACGCGGCUCACCGAGUUGAACAGCUGGGCGGGCAAUCUGCAUUCGUUGCAGACUAUUGGUCUCCAAAGUGGCACGAAUGAUAGAGGUGACGUGACCAAGAUUGCUGACCGACUCAACCACUGCAUUUCAACAGGUAACUCAUCUAUAAAAUAUCAGCCUAUUGACAUUAUGAGUGGCUUCCGUCUCUUCUAG